CAGGGAGGGCGCGCGCAAGCACGUCGUUGACGUCGCUCGAGGUUGAGAACGGAGCAGUGGCACGAAGCAAGCGUCAAUCGCUUUGAAAAGCGUCAGCAGGCUCGGUAGUGUCGGCUGGUGUCGGCACUGGUCAGCACGGGCGACUGGGGGAAAGUGGAGCCUUGAAAAGCUGGUAGCGGUGGUGGCGGCGACGACGAUGCGAAUGAUGCGAUGGUGGGAACGGGAACUCUCUCGGUCUAACAAUAAGAUGGCGUAGCGUUCUGCUACGACGCUAACGACGCAUGAGUAUCAGCGAGGUGAGUGAAGCUGAACGAGCAUCGAGAACGAUAAGGAUCAGGUCGUCUCCCGGGUAGGGUAACUGGCUGGCUGAUUUUCCCGCGCACGCACCUCGCUGCGUUCCUCUUCCUCUUGGCUGUUACGUGUGAAUAUUGUACGCUGUAUUUAUAGCGCUAACGGAAAUAGCUCGAGUACAUGUGUAACACACCGCGAAAAUGAGUUUACCCUGCGACUGGCAGACUAGCAAGCAGAAACUGUCGGAGCGUGGCCAGCAUCUGCUGGAGACUGGACAAUGGUCCGACUGUAAUUUCAUUGUCGGCCAGGAACCCCAGCAACAGACUCUCAAGGGUCAUAAACUGUUCCUGGCCAUGUCCAGUCCGGUCUUCGAAGCUAUGUUUUUUGGUGGUAUGGCAGAGAAAAACGAUCCGAUACCGAUAAGGGAUGUUCAGCCUGAAGCAUUCAAGGCCCUACUAGAGUAUAUAUAUACAGAUAAAGUUGAACUGGGUUCCUUCGAAUUGGCCUGCGAGUUAUGUUACUGCGCCAAAAAAUACAUGCUGCCAUCUUUGGUAGAAGAGUGUACAAAAUAUCUGUGGUGUGAUCUUUCGCCGAAGAAAGCAUGCAGAGCAUACGAGUUUGCCAAGCUUUUUGAGGAACCUGUCCUAAUGGAGAAAUGUCUACAGAUCAUACGCACCAAGACGGAUCAAGUGUUGAAGGAAGCCAGUUGGGAAGAUGUAGAGCUAGGAACGCUUCUCAAGGUCUUGGAGCAGGACGAUUUGCAAAUCAGCUCGGAAAUAGAAUUAUUUACCGCGAUGGAGCGAUGGGCCAAAUCGGAAUGUUCUAGAAAGUCUCUCGAUUCAGCCAAUGGCAAAUGUUUAAAAUCCGUCAUUGGAAAUGCCCUCGUAAAGAUAAGAUUUCUGAGCUUGACACCACAAGAAUUUGCAGAAGGUCCCGGCAUGUCUCCUUUGCUCACGAAAGAUGAGGCUUUCGCUAUACUGAUGAACAUCCUGUGUACUGGCAAUAAAACACCUAUGCCUGAAGGUUUUUGUACAAAUUCAAAUAGCAGAGCAAAACCAGUCAAGACUCACUCCACGAAUCUUGGACACUCCACGAACAUGGGAAUGUUUCCUAUGAUGACUUCGAGACAUAUUUUUGCUCCGUACGGCAAUUUAAAUAUUCCUGUACGUUCUGGCUUUUUAAAUGAUGGAGAAUCUAGCAGCAGUACGAUGCGGAACACAUCGCCGAUACUAGUGGAUGCGAGCAUAAAUAAAGACUCUGGAAACUCUCUCUUGCCCAAUACUUCUUCCACGGGAGUAGUUGUUCGCGAGGGACCAAAAUAUUAUUGUCUCAGAUCGGUAGUUCAGCAAACGGAUUGCUUGAAUACAAACGUGUUGGACUGUUCCGUCACAUUCAGUGUAGAUAAAAAUAUUUGUGUGGUGGGUGUACAGGUUCCUACGCAAAUCGCGGCGGCGAGUAAUUUCACUCACGCUAUAGAUGCUGAUUCGUCUUAUACUGAAAUUUUAUACGCUCAUCUCCUCGAUUGUGACGGUACCAGAUUGACAUAUACACAUUUCACUACUAAAGCAAAUUUUGGUACUCUCGUAGAAAUCACUUUCAAUCGACCAGUUUACAUUCAAAAGCACAAGGUUUAUCGAGUUGGCGUUGUAUUUAAUAAGGCUGGAUGGUAUCCAGUAGGAGUUUGCGCCCAAAACAUGUCCUGUGAUUCUGUGUUCUUCUCAUUCGGUGUGGGUAAUACUGCACAUGCAGUUCGUGAUGGUCUUAUUCGAUCCAUAGUUUUCACAUAUCAUUAACACAACGAAACAGGUGACAGAUAAAAAAUAGCAUACAUAUUUUACAUUUAUAUAUUGUGAUAAGAUAGAAAUUUACUCUUACGUUGUACAUUAUAUUUAUUAUCGUUAUCUUAUUUUUUGAAGCUCAUCGACGUCUUUCAUUGCAACUUUCAUGACCUUGGUGAAAUUGUGUCAAUAUAUUCA
Messenger RNA from Mycetomoellerius zeteki, 2267 nucleotides. RefSeq lists its product as uncharacterized. The record is from RefSeq and is a predicted model, not a curated record. The coding region runs from base 492 to 2084 and encodes 530 amino acids. Gene Ontology annotation, cellular component: cytosol; P-body. NCBI's taxonomy places the organism in Eukaryota, Metazoa, Arthropoda, Insecta, Hymenoptera, Formicidae. The transcript has 5 exons. Gene Ontology annotation, molecular function: protein binding. Gene Ontology annotation, biological process: neurogenesis.